This is a messenger RNA of Ilex paraguariensis (yerba mate), 918 nucleotides long. The record is from the annotation of a GenBank genome assembly. NCBI's taxonomy places the organism in Eukaryota, Viridiplantae, Streptophyta, Magnoliopsida, Aquifoliales, Aquifoliaceae.
AUGGUCAAUUGCUCAACUACAAAGGAGGUUUCAACUUUCAAGACAAGAAAACAUAUUUUUUUGUUAAUUUCAAUGAACCAUUCAAUGGUUGCUCCAAAAACAUUCGUUAUCAAGCUGUAUAUCCACUGCAAGGGAUGUGAGAGAAAGCUGAAAAGACUGCUGCAAAACAUUCCUGGAGUUGAUUCAAUUGCCAUAGAUGCAAAGCAAGGAACAAUGACUGUUUCAGGCACUGUAGAUCCUCAAACAGUUAUAACAACACUUGGGAAGGUCGGAAAAAUGGCAGAGCUCUUGUUGGAGCAAAGCCCUCCUACCGCGAAUAACCGGAAUUUGCAGAUUCUUCCAAGAUCCGAAGUGGAUGAUCAAGUUGAUGGCCAACACAUGGUGGAUCAUGAGUUGCAACAAUUGAAAGGAAUUAAAGGCUUGAAACAUGUGGAGCUGACCUAUAAAGUCGUAAAACUGACUUUCAAGGAUGAUUCAAGUUGUGGAAAUGAGAGACAUGCAGAGGUUGUUGGCCGGGAUGAUGUUUAUAGGCGGCGAAUGAGCCCUAGUGGCAGACUUGGUGGUGGUGGCGAUCGUGGUGGUGGUUCAGGUACUCCAUGUUGUCAUGGUAUGAACAACAUUCAUGACCACCUUCCCUGCUGUCAAAUUGAUACUUCUUAUUGUGUUGAACAUUCAAACGCUGGUGUUAUGCCUGACCAUGAGGUUAAUGAGUACUACUGGCUACAACCGGCAUGGCAGUGCAGUCCUCCACCAGGGCCACCACUGCCGUGGACAAGGGACAGUCCGUCAGCGCCACCGCUAGCAUCCAUUUAUGAUCCAAUAGCACCUCCACCUCCACCUCCACCUCCACCUCCAAUGGAUUACACAUACUCAAGCAUAUUUAUGGAUGAGAAUACAAACAGUUGCAAGUUGAUGUGA